UCCAACCCUUACCUCAUAGAUGGUUAUAAGUUUGACAUGAGGAUCUACGCCUACGUUCCCAGUAUAAACCCGCUAAGAGUUUACCUGUACCCUGAUGGUGUGGUAAAGUUUGCUACCAAAAAGUUUACAACGGACGACCUUGACAGUAUGGUCCACCUCACCAAUAUCGAGGUAAACGCCAAGAAUCCGGCAUAUACCUUGGAUUAUUCGCUGAAAACAGGGCACAAAUGGUCGCUUAAUGUAUUGAAAGAAUACCUUAGAACAAACAACGGGACUGACUGGAUGCCAAUAUGGGAGAAUAUCAAAGAUAUCGUACUUAAGACGAUUAUCAGCGGGGAGCCUGAGAUAUGGGAGGGAGUGCGGAAAUACCUGCAGAGCAAAUACAGCGGGCAUGAACUGUUCGGCUUUGAUAUACUUCUGGACAAUAACAUGAAGCCUUGGGUCCUAGAGGUCAACAAAUCACCUGGGCUAUACCCACACUCCGGUCACUUUCGCCCGGUCAAUGACCCCAUGGCCAAGGAUAUGCUUAAUUUGGCCGGGUUCAGAAUUCCUAGUAAUCAAGGAACAGACGACAGGAACGAAAAUACAAGUGGGUCUGACGUUCCUGACCACUUAUUGCUGGACAAACGCUGGUGGUCACAAACAUUGUCUGGCGAAGAGAAAGCAAAACAGAAAUAUUAUUGUGAUAACCACAAGAACGAGACGAUUCUGUCUACUAUCCUGGACAAUCUGACACCGGAUGACAUCCGGGUCCUCGUUGACACGAUAGACGAGAACAGCAGGCGGGGAGGAUUCGACAGGAUCUUCCCAAGAUUAGACACAGACAAAUAUUUCCGGUUCUUCCAAAAGCCGAGGUACUACAAUAUUCUUAUUCACCAGUGGUUGAAACGAUUCCAUAAAAACGAAACAGAAGGUAUAUCUCUAGUGGAAGCUCAUUGUAAAGAGCUAAAGCACCUUACAGACCAAAACUGACACAACUGCCUUUGCUUCUUCGAAGAUCGUCUUAU
Molecule: messenger RNA, 1007 nt
Organism: Lingula anatina
Lineage: Eukaryota; Metazoa; Brachiopoda; Lingulata; Lingulida; Lingulidae
Product: tubulin monoglutamylase TTLL4
Biological process (GO): microtubule cytoskeleton organization; protein polyglutamylation
Cellular component (GO): ciliary basal body
Molecular function (GO): tubulin binding; tubulin-glutamic acid ligase activity
Source: RefSeq, a predicted model, not a curated record